Molecule: messenger RNA, 1008 nt
Organism: Aspergillus ibericus CBS 121593
Lineage: Eukaryota; Fungi; Ascomycota; Eurotiomycetes; Eurotiales; Aspergillaceae
Gene: skpA
Product: SCF ubiquitin ligase subunit skpA
Exons: 6
Coding region: 163-654 (163 amino acids)
Biological process (GO): mitotic cell cycle; SCF-dependent proteasomal ubiquitin-dependent protein catabolic process
Cellular component (GO): cytoplasm; nucleus
Molecular function (GO): cullin family protein binding
Source: RefSeq, a predicted model, not a curated record
CUUGGUAUCUUUCCUAUUCCAACUCAUCACUUCACAGCCACCCAGGCUAUUUAAACUAUCUUGGUCUCUCCUCCAAUAACUUGUUAUCUCUCACCUCACAUCGCUCUUCGACCCUCUUACCACCUUUCACUUAUCUCCUAGAGAUUGCUUUGUGUUUCAAAAAUGGCUGCCUCUGGGAAUCUUCUUACAUUCGUCAGUGCCGACAACGUGCACAUCGAGGUUGAGCGCGAUGUCGCCGAGCGCUCUCUUCUUAUCAAGAACAUGUUGGAGGAUCUUGGUGAAGCCACCGAGGACAUCCCCAUCCCGAAUGUCAACGAACCGGUCCUGAGGAAGGUCAUUGAAUGGUGCAGACACCACAAGAACGACCCCCCCGCUUCCACCGAGGAUGAAGACUCCCGCCGCAAGACCACUGACAUUGAUGAGUGGGAUCAGAAGUUCACGCAGGUCGACCAGGAGAUGCUGUUUGAGAUCAUUCUGGCUGCGAACUACCUCGAUAUCAAGGGUCUUUUGGAUGUCGGAUGCAAGACCGUGGCGAACAUGAUCAAGGGCAAGUCUCCCGAGGAGAUUCGCAAGACUUUCAACAUCCAAAACGAUUUCACCCCCGAAGAAGAAGACCAGAUCCGUCGUGAGAACGAGUGGGCUGAGGACCGCUAAAUCCUCAUUGUGCUCACUCUCCCGGGCGCUUUCUUCUGAAAAGCAAGCCGCGGAAGAUGGGCAUAUAUCCCGAGCCUUUGGCCUGGGCUUCAUCUGGUCCCAAGUUGCUUGCAGUUCACGGCGUUAUGAUAUAUUUCCCUCAUGUCAGCGGGUUUUCUUUUUCAGUGUCUCUCUUUCCCCCUUGGUUCCGUGCCCUUGUGCGCUAUGACCAGGGGUAGAUGUAGCUCAUUACAGGGUUAGGCAACUGCUGUUUCUUUUCGCUCUUAUUAAUCCAAUGGAUGUCACCUCGUGAACAUCAUUAUGUCGAUAGAAAAAUCUCAAAACCGGGUGUUCGUCUCCUGUUUGCUACUUAAA